AUGAAACUUGCCAUAGUACUCCUUCUCGCCUCUCUUGUGGUUUGCUUCAAGCGGCCAGGGAGGCCGAAUAUUUUCAUGAUUCCGCACGGUGAGAAGAUGACCAACGGCUCCGACCGCUUAAGCGAGGCCGGCCUUGCACGUGCUGAGUGCCUUCGUGAAAUCUUUGGGCCCGGCUCUGUCUAUAACAUUGGCUUAAUUUUAGUCCCGAAAUACCAUUUUACGCUAGCUGGUAUCGUCGACAGAUUGGGAUACGACACUAUGACUCCUCUUGCCGAGGACUUGAAAAUCAACAUUCGUGCAGGUUGCGCCCGGAUGACCUACGGCUGCGUAUUAGAAGCGAUUGACUACUGGGUUGGUACUGGUAAAAAUGCUCUCGUCUGCUGGGAACCCAAGCUGCUCGGCGGACUGUCUCGGCUGCUUGGCUUGAGACGUCUUGAGAGAUACCCGUCUGGAAGGCAUGACAUAAUAUGGGAACUCACCCCAUGCCGUUACUACAUGAAAAGAAGGACUCUUCAGAAAUGCCCAGGCUUAGAUGUUCCUUGG
This is a messenger RNA of Clonostachys rhizophaga, 543 nucleotides long. The record is from the annotation of a GenBank genome assembly. NCBI's taxonomy places the organism in Eukaryota, Fungi, Ascomycota, Sordariomycetes, Hypocreales, Bionectriaceae.